AUGAUCUCUAGGAUAGCAAGCAGGAGGUCCUGCUUAUUGUUGAGGACAAACGUCUCAAAAUCAAUUGGACUGGUGCAGAGGCGAGGGGCAGCCAGCUCACCAAAGCUUGGAGAUGGCCCGUUGAUGGAAAGACGGGCGGAUCGGGAGCUUCCUGAUCCCCGAACAAUCGGCCACCGGUGGUCGCGGAGCCUACCCAUAUUCAUCGUCCUCAUGGCCGCCAGCAGCCUUGCCAUCUUCAACUACCAAAAGAUGUCGAGCCCCGUGGUGGCAUCGACGCUGUACGCCCUGCGGAUCCACCCGGACGCGCGCGAGUACCUGGGCGACAACAUCUACUUCAAGCAGCAGAUACCCUGGAUCAGGGGCGAGAUGAACCAGAUGCACGGCAAGAUCGACGUCUGGUUCACCGUCAAGGGCACCAGGAACUCGGGUGUCAUGCGCUUCACCAGCAGGCGGCCCUCGUCCAGGGCCAUGUUCGAGACCACCGAGUGGAGCCUGGAGAGGGACGACGGCUCCAAGAUCGACUUGCUCAUCGACGGUGAUCCAUUCAAGGGUAUCCAGAUCGGAGAGGGAUUGGAUAACUACUACGACGACGACGACGAUGAUGCGCCGCAGACGAGGGGGUUCAGGAAGUAG
Messenger RNA from Pyricularia pennisetigena, 633 nucleotides. RefSeq lists its product as uncharacterized. Bases 1 to 633 code for a protein of 210 amino acids. The transcript has 2 exons. Gene Ontology annotation, biological process: mitochondrial respiratory chain complex IV assembly. The record is from RefSeq and is a predicted model, not a curated record. NCBI's taxonomy places the organism in Eukaryota, Fungi, Ascomycota, Sordariomycetes, Magnaporthales, Pyriculariaceae. Gene Ontology annotation, cellular component: mitochondrial inner membrane.